UCCUUCACAUCUCAUCGCACUCUCUCAUCUGCCAUUGAAAUUACAGAGAAUCAUCAAAGCAGAGAUAAGAAGCAAAUUAAGACUUGAACUCAAGCAUAGAUAACCAAUAUGGCUACGAGAAAGUGGAGCUUUUUUGUGGCCUGCUUCCUCUUGCUUGUCGCUAUGGAAGCCGCCGUUGCCCAACCUCAAGGGAACGGUAAUAACAAGAGGAAGUUUCCGUUUGAUGCUGCCUCAACAAAUUACAGGAUGCUGUCUCCUCUGCCGUCCGGACGUGAACGAGUUUUCUGCUUAGCAAGGGGAUCGUGUCACUUCAAGACCCUUUCGUGUCCGGCCGAGUGUAAAGAAAGGAAGCCCAGGAGGAACAGGAAGGAAAAGGGAUGCUUCUUGGACUGCAGCAGCAAGUGCGAAGCCACUUGCAAGUUUAGAAAAGCCAACUGUGAUGGGUAUGGUGCGCUCUGUUACGAUCCUCGCUUUGUUGGUGGCGACGGUGUCAUGUUCUACUUCCAUGGAGCCAAAGGAGGAAACUUCGCAGUGGUCUCCGAUGACAACCUUCAAAUCAAUGCUCACUUCAUUGGAACUCGACCCCAAGGAAGGACUCGCGACUUCACAUGGGUCCAGGCCCUGGCCGUCAUGUUUGACACCCACACUCUUGUAAUCGCGGCGAACAGAGUAUCGCACUGGGAUGACAGAGUGGAUUCUCUCCUGGUACACUGGGACGGAGAAGCAAUCACGAUUCCCACCGAUGGAGUGGCUGAAUGGAGGGCUAAUGAGGAAGACAGAGAAGUCGUUGUGGAAAGAACCGAUGAGGCGAACAGUGUGAGAGUGACAGUUUCGGGAUUGUUGCAAAUGGACAUUGUGGUGAGACCAAUCGGGGAGGAAGAAAACAGGGUCCACAAGUAUGAGUUGCCAGGGGGUGAUGCUUUUGCACACCUGGAGACACAGUUCAAGUUUAAGAACCUCACAGAUAUGGUGGAAGGGGUGUUGGGGAAGACGUACAGGCCAAACUAUGAGAGCCCGGUGAAGAGAGGGGUUCCUAUGCCAGUAAUGGGUGGGGAAGAUAGGUACCGAACUCCUUCUCUGUUUUCACCUUCGUGCAGGUACUGCAGAUUCCAUGGCCAGUCUGGAAUCGGGGUCGAUGAAAGAGCUGUUGACUAUUGAUAGCGUCGAUGUUGGGAAAUAAGAUGAAUUUUUUGCCAUGGCUUUUUUUGUCAUGGCAAGUUCUAGCUAAUAUAAAUAAGGGCCUGCAUACCGAAGCCCAUGAUCAUCAGUCAUUCUGAUGCUGACGUUGUCGUGACUUCAUUUAUAUCACAUGUGAUUUAAUGUAAUGAUGUAUUUAGGCAAAAAACUGUGAUGAUAUAAAAAGCAUGUACAAAUUUCUCA
Prosopis cineraria is the source of this 1380-nucleotide messenger RNA. RefSeq lists its product as uncharacterized. The record is from RefSeq and is a predicted model, not a curated record. The transcript has 2 exons. The coding region runs from base 109 to 1158 and encodes 349 amino acids. NCBI's taxonomy places the organism in Eukaryota, Viridiplantae, Streptophyta, Magnoliopsida, Fabales, Fabaceae.